Molecule: messenger RNA, 750 nt
Organism: Beta vulgaris subsp. vulgaris (sugar beet)
Lineage: Eukaryota; Viridiplantae; Streptophyta; Magnoliopsida; Caryophyllales; Amaranthaceae
Product: glutaredoxin-C3
Exons: 4
Coding region: 77-499 (140 amino acids)
Biological process (GO): cellular response to oxidative stress
Cellular component (GO): cytoplasm
Molecular function (GO): glutathione disulfide oxidoreductase activity
Source: RefSeq, a predicted model, not a curated record
CGCGUUGACAAUAGUAUAAGAAAAAUAGAGAGCAGAGCAUAAGAAGACGGCGUCAUCUCAAACUAAAGAGAGAAAGAUGAAAAAAUUUCAUGGAGAUGCUUCGAAUUCAUCUCAGAUUAGGAGAAUCAUCUUCCUAAUAAUGGCGGCCAUGAUUUUGGCGAGUGAGAGUGGCGGAAUAAAAGCAGCCAUGGCCAGCAAUUCUGCUUCUGCCUUCGUCAACAACAUCAUCUACUCCAAUCGUAUCGCCAUUUUCUCCAAAUCUUACUGCCCAUACUCUUUGCGUGCCAAGCGUGUAUUCAAAGAACUGCAAGAACAGCCAUUUGUUGUGGAGCUUGACCUUCGAGAUGAUGGGUCUCAAAUUCAGGAUGUUCUUCUUGAACUGGUUGGUCGACGUACUGUUCCACAAGUUUUUGUGAAUGGCAAGCAUAUUGGAGGUUCAGAUGAUCUUCAGAGUGCAGUCUUAAGUGGGGAAUUGCAGAAGCAUCUCUCCAAUAGCUGAUGACUCUUCGAUAAAAAAGAAGGGCCUAAUUGGUUUUGUCAACACAGUUAAACCAUGUCAUGUUAUUGUUCUUUUUGUCUGAUGCCAGAAAAACAAAAUACAUUUUGUAAGCUUUUCAAUACAUUGUAAAGAAUUCCCCCUUUAGAAAUCUCAGUUAAGGAAUUGAAGUGAUAACUUGAUACUGAUUUUGCUUGCUUUUGCAAAUUGAUUCUGAAUUAUUGAAUGAGAAUGACAUUAUCUUUACUUUUAAA